Ananas comosus (pineapple) is the source of this 1457-nucleotide messenger RNA. RefSeq names its product calmodulin-binding protein 60 D-like. NCBI's taxonomy places the organism in Eukaryota, Viridiplantae, Streptophyta, Magnoliopsida, Poales, Bromeliaceae. Gene Ontology annotation, cellular component: nucleus. The record is from RefSeq and is a predicted model, not a curated record. Bases 218 to 1204 code for a protein of 328 amino acids. Gene Ontology annotation, molecular function: calmodulin binding; sequence-specific DNA binding; DNA-binding transcription factor activity. The transcript is spliced from 8 exons. Gene Ontology annotation, biological process: regulation of salicylic acid biosynthetic process.
CUUCAUUGGAUGACGAAGUUUGGCGGCUUAAACACAUUUCGAAUGGUGGUAAAUUUCACGAGACUUUUCAACGACAUGGUAUCAAAACUGUGCAGGACUUCUUGAGAUAUUACAAUAUGGAGAAAGGCAAGCUGCGAGAUAUUCUUGGUAGUAGGAUGUCAGAAGGUUGCUGGAAAGAGAUUUAUGUGAUCCAGGAGACAAGCUCUAUUCUUAUUCCAUGAGAGAGAAUAGCACUGUUGUACCUGUUGUACUUUUCUUCAACUCUAUUUAUCAUCUUGUUGGUGUGAAAUUUGGUGACUGUUAUACCACCCUUGAUAAUCUCGACACAUCCCAACAGGGUUCAGUGGAAUCAUGGAAAAAUCUAGCAUAUAGAAACAUAAAUGGCAUAAAAUUUGAUCAUAGAUUGAUUAACGGCCGUCCUAUGCCUCUCCUUUCGAGUGAUGUUACUUGCAUACCAGGAUCAAGUUCACUGUCACUGCAUAUUUCCAACUUCCAGAUAAGAAAUUCUGAUCAAGUAGAUUCUGCAAGCGGGGCUUCACAUUAUUUAUUUAUAGAAGACACUUCUAUUGAUCUGGAUAAUCAUCAAACAGAACAAUACACUUCAUUUGCAGAAACAAAUAACCUCCCACUAGAGAUGGGUAACUCAUCAUUCGACAAUAUCUCAACGCUUGUGCCGAAUUCAGAGUUUCCCAACCUACUAGCCACACAUUAUGCUUCAGAAGCAUGUUACGAGAGUCAGCCUCAUGCACUAGGCAUUGAAUCACUAAAGCACUCCCAGUCUAUUGUAAAGGAUGCCUGGCUUGGAAGAGAUAAUUCUCUGGAUUUCACCAUUCCAAUGGAAACUGCACCUAUCCAGCCGGCAAAUUGUGAUGAACAAGCUACUCAAGCGGGCUUUCAGAAUCAAGCUGAGUCACCACCAUUCAUGGAUCCUUUGAGAGUUGAAUCCACUUUCUCGCGAUUGUGCAGCUUUGAUAUGAGCUUCUUCGAUGGGCCGAUCUCUUUCUCGCGAAUGAGCAGCUUUGGCAUGAACAACUUCGAUGGGCUGAUCCCUGCCUCAGCGGGUGGUGAAACUAGUCGUAGCAUCGCCACACCGUCGCCGCACCCUAGGUGGGUUAAGCUUCUUGCACCGAUCAAAUGGGUGCACUUCACUAAGAAGAGAAGGGCUCGGAUUUUGAUUCACCAAACCCUCGUCGCAGCAGUGUGAACUAACUUAUGAACCAACUUAUAUCAAGGAUGUAUCUGUCAGAUGUGAUAUAGAAUAAAACAGCAUUCUUUGUUACGUCGUACCAUGUAGAAAUGCAUGUAGAGUUACAGUAUAGUAGUUGUGUGGAUAAUUCUAUAAUGAAAAACUUGAAUUAUUUGUGUGUUUAGGCUUUUCUGUGAUCUUGAAUAUGUUAAAAAUAGGUUGGACAAAAGAGUAUUAUGCAACUUGGAAGUGAGAUGGCUGCAUUUUCCUA